AUGCUUAGCUUCACUUUACGAGAGGUUUCCAUUGCAUUCAGAGAAGGAAAAAUCUCUCCAACUGAAUUGUGUAGAAAGUGUUUGCACCGAAUCAAGCAGAACCAGCAUCUUAAUGCUUAUAUCACAGUGACCGAGGAACUGGCCUUGAAGCAGGCUCAAGAAGCAGAGACCAGACUCUUACAAGGUACCCCUAAAGGCCCACUGGAUGGAAUCCCUUUUGCAGUCAAAGACAACUUUUGUACAAGGAAUGUCAAAACAACGUGUGCUUCCAGGAUGCUUAAAAACUACACCCCACCAUAUAAUGCUACAGUUGUACAGAAGCUUUUGGACCAGGGAGCUGUUCUUAUUGGGAAGACCAACAUGGAUGAAUUUGCGAUGGGCUCUGGCAGUACUGAUGGUGCAUUCGGACCAGUGAGGAACCCUUGGAGCUACGCUGCUCCCUACUGUGAGCGGACAGGAGCUGUACCUGACUCUGACUGGGUUAUCUGUGGUGGUAGUUCAGGAGGAAGCGCUGCAGCUGUUGCCUCCCUCACCAGUUACUUUGCUUUAGGAUCAGACACAGGUGGUUCCACUCGUAACCCAGGAGCAUUGUGUGGUGUUGUGGCUUUGAAGCCAACGUAUGGACUGCUGUCAAGACAUGGUCUCAUACCUCUGGUCAACUCCUCUGAUGUUCCAGGCAUAAUAACACGAAGUGCCAGCGAUGCCGCUAUUAUUUUAGGUAUUCUCCAAGGUGUUGACACCAAAGACUCCACAACAGUUCCUGCACCCCCAUCGCCAAUGGAGCUGGCUGAGAACUUUGAUGUCAAGAAUCUCUUCGUGGGCAUUCCAAAGGAGUUCUAUGCCCCUGGUAUGUCCGAGGAGACUGCUGCACAAUGGAGUCAUGUCACUGACUUGCUUGAGAAAUCAGGUGCGCGUGUGGAGCAAGUGUCCCUCCCUCACUGCCAGUAUUCUAUUGCGUGUUACCACGUCCUGUGCUGUGCUGAGGUGGCGUCUAACAUGGCACGGUUUGAUGGUCUACAGUAUGGCCAUCGUAGCGAAGUGGACAGUUCCACGGAGGCCAUGUAUGCCACCACACGACACGAGGGGUUCAAUGAUGUUGUGAGAGGCCGGAUACUGUCUGGAAACUACUUUCUGCUUAAACAAAACUAUGAGCACUACUUUGUGAAAGCCCAGAGGGUUCGUCGGCUGAUUACAGACGAUUUCAACCGCGUGUUCAGCUCAGGAGUUGACGUCCUCCUGACACCCACAACUCUCUCAGAUGCCGCUCGUUAUGCCGACUUCACACAAGAAGACAACAGAACACGCAGCUCGCAGGAGGAUGUCUUCACCAAUCCUGCUAACAUGGCAGGUCUCCCCGCAGUUUCUGUGCCAACUACCUUAUCCAGGAGAGGCCUUCCCAUUGGCUUACAGCUAACUGGCCCCGCCUUCCAAGACAAGAAGCUGCUUAGUGUUGCCCAGUGGAUCGAACAAAGGGUUGGGUUUCCAUCCAUCAGUGACUUUGUGGAAUCCAACAGGCAGGGUUCCAAUUACAAUAUUGGCUUUGCAAGAGGGGUUAGAUGA
Messenger RNA from Nerophis lumbriciformis (worm pipefish), 1560 nucleotides. The record is from RefSeq and is a predicted model, not a curated record. Lineage: Eukaryota; Metazoa; Chordata; Actinopteri; Syngnathiformes; Syngnathidae.